CUAACACAAACAGGAUUCACAGUUAUUCUGCUCCAAGGGACAGUCACUUAGGAAUUAUUCUAUUAUUUAUUUAAGGAAAACAUAAUCAAAAUGUUUGGAGCUAGCAAGGUGAUGCUCUGUGGAUUUAUAAUACUUGUUUCAGGUAAGUACGAAGAAUAAUGUGACCAUAUAAUAAAUUCUAAGCAAAUUCUUAGUAACUUUAUUUCUUUUUAAUUGAAGUAUAUUGAAUGAUAAUCAACACGCAUUUAUUAAUACAUGGAAUACUUAUAUAACAAAUAAUACAGAUAGAAAUAUAAUUAGUAGCAGUUGUAGUAUGUUUUGUUAUUGUUCAGUAAAUAUUAUUAUUAUUAUUAUAUUAUUAUUAUUUUAUUAUUAUGUAGAAAGUGUCACUAAAUUCUGCAGCACUGUACAACAAGUUGACUAGCAGACAAGUAUUUGUAACAAGACAAAUGUUGAUGGGUUUGAGGGCUGUGCUCAAACAAGCUUACAUAGUGAAUAAUAUAAUAUAAAUAUAUUAUGGUUUUUUUUUUCAUAUACUUGUUCCUUAUCUAGAGUAACAUUUAUAUACUACAUAUACUGUAACAGAGGCCAGGGAGUAUCAAUCAUUAUAAACAAAAAAUAUUGCAAUGCAGGCAAUGUUGCGACAUAUGUUAUUUUUUUCAUUGAUGUAGCUAUUAUCCACCCAAUUCUUAUUUCUCUCUCGAUGUCUCUCCAAUUUAAAUCCUACCAUAAUCUACAAGGCAUUUUAUUGAUUAACAAGAUUUUUUUUUAAAAGCCACUUUGUAUCAUCUUGUGGUGAAGGAUUCCUUCUGAAGGAGCCCUGGAGUGUCUGAUGAGAAUUUUGAUUGUAGUGGUACUUGUUAAAUCAAGAGUUGAUACUGAGGGUACUUUACUGAAAUGAUAGCCUACUUGUGAUACUUACUGACAGAGAGAUUAAGCAAUAGUUUGCUAAAGGGACAUUUCAUGUUAAACAAAUCUUUCGGUUGUAUUUAAAGAAAUUUAAAAUGAUUUUACUUUGCAGUUACAAUGCUAAAAAUGUCACAUAGAUUUUGAAUUCACAUAGCUUACAGAUCAAUUUUGAAACUUUAGGGGGUGGGAGGUUGAUAAUGCCUUAUAUAUAUAUAGUGGUAUAGAUGGUUGGUAUGUACUGAACAUUGUUCUAAUAAUCUCCCAGUCAUGCUGUUUGUUCAAGUUGCCUUGAUAACAUUUGAAAGAAAACAUGCUUUAACGAUCUGUGUCAAUGUGUUAGUUAGCAUCAAUAUGAAUAACUGGGUGUGGAUUACACAAUAGGGCAGAAGGUCUAUCUAUACCACAGCAAUAAGAGGAAUCCAUUGUGAAAAUGAUGACAGGGUAACAUACUAACAGGUUGAAAAGAAAAAAUUCAAAUCUAAAGAAUUCACCCUUUUCACAGAUUCCGUUGUUGGUGCUGACCCACAAGACAGUAAAUGAAAUAAGAAAAAACAAAUCCGAACCAGUUAAAGUACUAUCUCUUUAUGAACCAAACAAAGUCCUUCAUGACUUUAAAAUGAUGAUAUCAUUUCUCUCUGGAUAAACAGCUGUUAUUAACAAUGACUGCUAUAUAAACUAGUAAAGCCAUAAAUAUUCAGCUUUGACAAUAAAUACAUUUUGAGCUCUUUCUAAUGUGUCAAAUUUGGCAAAUUUUAUUUUACUGUGACAUCCAUUGCAAUGGGUUAAAAUCUCCCAAUGAUUUUCACAGAAUCACUACUUUAUUAAAAGUACAUGUUCAAGCAUUUUGUUUCUGGGCAUGGGACCUUAAACGGGAGCUGUCCCUUCCCAGAUGUUUUAAUAUUGUGUUUAUUUAGCCACGCAUUUAACAAAUAUGAAUUUGUGAGGUGUGAAAUAGAAUGGAAUUCGAAAUAAAGACAUCAUUAUGCAAUGCAUUAUGCGCCUCCAUCUGAGCUCCCUGUCAAUCAUUGCUAUAAACUCUCUACUUUUAACACGGCAGUCAGAAUAGAGAGAGUCCCCUCCAUCUGAGCCCCCUGUCAAUCAAAGAAAGGAUAUAAUUAACACGGCAGUCAGUAUAGAGAGACCAUUCAGAGAAGAGGAGAAUUUUUUAAAUAAUCUAUUUCACCUCUUCAUUUGCAACGUUUUCCCUGACUUUGUAUUGUCUGAACUGGUUUAUGAUUUUUCUUUCUAAAUCUUAAAAAAAUAAAAUAAAAAGGUCAGCAGAAGUUCUAGGCGAUUGUCUGUGAUUAUUUGGUGAUGUCAAUUGCAGAGAAUUGAAAGUCCCCUAAUUAAUAGAGACCUGUAUGCUUAUGUCAACGUUCUGGAUUACAGUCAAACCACCCCAGAUUGGUGGAGUUGUACCAUGAGAUAUUUUGUUAAGAUAAAAGAAUAAAUCCAAGAUAGAAUGGGUGCAGAGCGAGUCUGUCCUAUAACCCUUGAGAGUAUUUAUUUGUGGAUGACGGCAUCAAAUGUUUAGCUUGAAUCAAAUUGUUGUGUACUUAAUGUGAUACAUACAUUAAAGAUUCUCUGUAGCAGCAAUAGAUAGGAAUUGGGUGCCGUUUGUAUAGGUCAUGCAUAGCACGCGUUGGUAAUACAUCCAGAACCAUUUCAUGAAGCUAUCAUGGACUGUCCUGUUGAUUGUAAGACAAUUGAGUGAUAUUCGCCAUAUCAGCGUUGUGGUAGCAAUCAGUGUUAAAAUAAAUAUACUAAAAACGUAAAAAGAUCAGUGUUGUAAGAAAACAAAUUCACUAAGAAAGUAAGAUAUGGAUUCUGAUCUUUACACUCGAACGCCUGUGAAUAGGCUUUGAAAAUUCUUUCUCCGUUAUUUUUGGCGUUAGACGUUAAUCAUAUUUUGAACUAAGGGAUUUAUUUAACAGUUUUGCUAAAUUGGCAACAUUUAGGGCAAAGCAGUGAAAGUAGAAAAUAAUAUCUCUGACAUGUUUUCUUACUUGACUGUGGAUUCAAUAUAAACUCCGACUUAUGAUCUUAAUAGUUUGUUUUAGAACUUCAGGACAGAAGGGUUUCUUUGACUAAGAAUGUUGUUAGAUGUCUUUUUUCCGGUCAUUGUAUUGGUAAUACUAUGUCCAUGUGAGAGAGUGUGUUUGUGUUUAAUUAUAUCCUUUCUUUAGUAUAUUUUAUGAUUUCGCUUGUUAUUAUGUUUUUACUAAAAAAAUCUAAUAUGUUGUUUUGUUUUCCAUAGUUUCCCAGGUCGAAGCGCAGAGUUCAUCAUCACUUCUUGAGUUACUCAAUAAUCUCAUCCAGCAACUAGUACAAAUAAUUCAAAACGUAAUAAAACAGUUAACAAAUCCAACAACAACAGCGGCUCCUGCAACCACUUUACCUAGUAGCUCGACUAUAAGUACAGCUACGCAGCAUAGCACUGGGACUAGUAAUCAGGCUAUAAUAACAGCGACAACUUCUGCAUCUUCUAGCAGCAGCCCUUCAACUGCCACCAGUAGCAGCCAAUCCACAGGAAGCACUGAUAGCCUCCUAUCAUCAGCCAAUGUGGAGACAACAGUCAGUCACCAAUCAACAGCUACCAGCAGCAUUGCAGUCUCUUCAACUACCGGGAUUGACACCAGUAGCCAAUCUAUAUCAGCCAGCACGGAAACAUCUUCAAACAUUGGGAGCAGCAGUCAAUCACCUUUCACAAGUAACACUCUGAGCUCUCCCAUUUCAGAUACCAGCAGUCAAUCGCCAUCAGCUAGUACAGAAACAUCUCAAGUUACUGGGACCAACAGUCAAUCAGCAUCAACCAGUACACAGACAUCUUCCAGUGUUCGGACCACUUGCCAAACAGCCCCCAUGAGUAACACUCAGGACACUUCCUUUACAGACACAAGUAGUCAACCACUAUCAGCCAACACAGAGACAUCAUCCAACACUGCUACCAGGAGCCAAUCACAAUCCACUACUAACACUCUAACCUCUUCUGGUACAGAGACCAGCAGUCAAUCACUAUCAGCCAACACAGGGACAUUGUACAAUACUGCUACCAGGAGUCAAUCUGAAUCCACAAUUAAAACUCUAACCUCUUCUGGUACAGAGACCAGCAGUCAAUCACCAUCAGCCAAUACAGGGACAUCAUCCAAUACCGCUUCCAGGAGCCAAUCAGAAUCCACCAUUAACACUCUGACCUCUUCUGGUACAGAGACCAGCAGUCAACCACCAUCACCCAGCACAGGGACAUCUUCCAAUACUGCCACUAGGAGCCAAUCUGAAUCCACUACUAACACUCUAACCUCUUCUGGUAUAGAGACCAGCAGUCAACCACCAUCACCCAGCACAGGGACAUCAUCCAAUACUGCUACCAGGAGCCAAUCAGAAUCCACCAUUAACACACUAACCUCUUCUGGUACAGAGACCAGCAGUAAACCACCAUCAGCCAACACAGGGACAUCACCCAAUACUGCUACCAACAGUCAAUCUGAAUCCACUACUUACACUCUAACCUCUUCUGGUACAGAGACCAGCAGUCAAUCACCUUCAGCCAACACAGGGACAUCACCCAAAACUGCAACUAACAGCCAAUCAGAAUCCACUACUAACACUCUAACCUCUUCUAGUACAGAGACCAGCAGUCAAUCACCAUCACCCAGCCCCGGGACAUCUUUGAAUACUGCUACCAGGAGCCAAUCUGAAUCCACUACUAACACUCUAACCUCUUCUGGUACAGAGACCAGUAGUCAACCACCAUCACCCAGCACAGGGACAUCAUCCAAUACUGCUACCAGGAGCCAAUCAGAAUCCACCAUUAACACUCUGACCUCUUCUGGUACAGAGACUAACAGUCAACUACCAUCAGCCAACACAGGGACAUCUUCCAAUACUGCUACCAACAGCCAAUCUGAAUCUGCUACUAACACUCUAACCUCUUCUGGUACAGAGACCAGCAGUAAACCACCAUCAGCCAGCACAAGGACAUCUUCAAUUACGGGGACAAGCAGCCAAUCAGCAUUAACCAGUAAUGAUCUGAGCACUUCCAUAACAGAAACAAAUAGUCAAUCACGACUCACCAGCCCAGAAACAUCUUUAAUUACUGGAAUCAGCAGUCAUGCAGGAUCUGCCAGUAACACUUUAACCUCUUUCAGUAUAGAGACCAGAAGCCCACCAACAUCAGUCAGUGGGACAUCUUUCAUUACUCCAGCCAGCAGCCAGUCAGCAUCUGCCAGUAAAACUCUGAGCACGUCCACUACAAUAACAAUUAGUCAGCCACUUUCAGCUGGUAUAGAGACAUUGUUCAGUACUGGGACUACUAGGCAAACAAUAUUCACUAGUAACACAAUAAGCAGUUCCAUUACUGGUACCAGUAGUCAGCAACCAUCAACCAACACAAAGACUUCUUCAACUACUGAAACCAAAAGCCAAACUGCAUCCACUAGUAAUACUGUUACUGCUUCCAUUACAGAAAUGAAUAGUCAACCACUAUCAGCUGGUAUACAAACAUCUUCAACUACUGGAACCAACAGCCAAACUGCAUCCACCAAUAACACUCUGAGUAAAUCAGUUACAGAAAUAAGUAGUCAACCUCUAUCAACUGGUAUCCAGACAUCUUCCAGUACUAAAACUACAAGCCAAUCAGCAUUUACUAACAACAAUUUGAGCACUGUUACAGGUGGCAGUAGUCAAUCUACAUCAGCAAGUAUACAGACAUCUUCAGUUACUGGAUCCAACAGCCAAUCAGCAUCCACCAGUAACACUCUGAGCACUUUCAUUACAGAAACUAGUAGUCAACCACCAUCAGCUACAAUACAGACAUCUUCCAGUACUCAAACUACAAGCCAAUCAGCAUUCACCAAUAACCCUCUGAGCACUUCUAUUGCAGAAAUCAGUAGCAAUCCAGCAGCAGCCAACAGAGAGACAUCGACAAUUACUGGAACCAACAGUCAACCAUUAUCUACCAGUAACAUUCUGAGCUCUCUCAUUACUGCUGCAAGUAUCCAACCACCAUCAGGCAACACAGAGAUGUCUUUCAUCACUGGUACAUACAGCUUUUCAUCAUCCACCAGUAGCACUCCAAGCUCUUUCUUUUCUAAUUCCAUUAGUCAUUUCCCAUCAGUAAACACAGGGACAUCAUCAAAUACCGGAACCAGUAGCCAAACAACAUCCAACAGUAACAUUCUUAGCACGUCCAUUAAAGAAAACAGUAGCCAACAACCACUGGUCAGUACACAGGUAUCCACCACUACUGGGACCAACAGCCAAGCAACAUCUACCAGUAGCACUAUGACUUCUGGUUCUAGCAGUCAACCCCCAUCCAGUGAACCAACAUCAGUCAGCACAGGGACAUCUUUUAACACUGGGACCAGCAGCCUAACGACAUCCACCACCAGCACUCUGACCACUUCCAUUACAGGAACCAAUAGGCAACAGUCACUGGACAUUGCGCAGUCACUCACCAGUUAUGGAACCAAUAGCCAAUCAACAUUCUCCAAUAAUACUCCAAGCUCUUCAAUUACAGGAACGAGUAGCCAGCUAUCACCAGCCAGUACACAAUCAUCCACCAGUACUGGAACCAAUAGCCAAUCAACAUCCACUAGUAGCACUCUAAAUUCUUUCAUUACUGGUUCUAGUAGUCAACCCCCAUCUACUCAACCCCCAUCAGCCAACACAGGGACAUCUUUUAAUACUGGGAUCAGCAGCCAAAUUAUAUCCACUAGUAUCACUCUGAGCACUUCCAUUACAGAAACCAAUAGGCAACAGUCACUGGACACUACGCAGUCACCCACUAGUUCUGGAACCAAUAGCCAAUCAACAUUCUCCAAUAACACUCCAAGCACUUCAAUUACAGGAACGAGUAGCCAGCUACCACCGGCCAGUACACAAUCAUCCACCAGUACUGGAACCAAUAGCCAAUCAACAUCCACUAGUAGAACUCUAACCUCUUUCAUUACUGGUUCUAGUAGUCAACCCCCAUCUACUCAACUACCAUCAGCCAGCACAGGGACAUCUUUUAAUACCGAGAUUAGCAGCCAAAUUAUAUCCACUAGUAACACUCUGAGCACUUCCAUUACAGGGACCAAUAGUCAACAACCACUACCCACUACACAGUCAUCCACCAGUACUGGAACUAAUAGCCAAGCAACAUCCUCCGGCAACACUCUGAGCACUUCAAUUACAGGAAUGAGUAGUCAGCUACCACCUGCCAGUACACAAUCAUCCACCAGUACUGAAACCAAAAGCCAAUCAACAUUAACUAGUAGCACUCUAACCUCUUUCAUUGCUGAUUCUAGUAGUCAACCCUCAUCUAGUCAACUCCCAUCAGCAAGCACAGAGACAUCUUUUAACACUGGGACCAGCAGCCAAAUUAUAUCCAUUAGUAACACUCUGAGCACUUCCAUUACAGGGACCAAUAGUCAACAACCACUACCCACUACACAGUCAUCCACCAGUACUGGAGCCAAUAGCCAAUCAACAUCCUCCAGUAACACUCUGAACACUUCAAUUACACAAACCAGUAGCCAGCUAUCACCGGUCAGUCCAAAAUCAUCCACCAGUACUGAAACCAAUAGCCAAUCAACAUCCAGUAGUAGCACUCUAACCUCUUUCAUUACUGGUUCUAGUAGUCAACCCCCAUCUGGUCAACUCCCAUCAGCAAGCACAGAGACAUCUUUUAACACUGGGAGCACCAGCCAAACAACAUUACCUAGUAACACUCUGAGCACAUUCAUUACAGGAACCAAUAGGCAACAGUCACUGGACACUACACAGUCACCAGCCAAUACUGGAACCAAUAGCCAAUCAACAUUCUCCAAUAACACUCCGAGCCCUUCAAUUACAGGAACAAGUAGCCAGCUACCAAUGACCAGUACACAAUCAUCAACCAGUACUAGAACCAAUAGCCAAUCAACAUCCUCCCAUAACACUCUGAACACUUCAAUUACAGGAACCAGUAGCCUACUACCAUUGCCCAUUACACAAUCAUCCACUAGUGCUGGGACCAACAGCCAAUCAACAUCCUCCAGUAGCACUCUGACUUUCAUUACUAGUUCUACUAGUCAAACAUCAUCAAGUCAACCUCCAUCGACCAGCACAGGGACAUCUUUUAACACUGGGUCCAGCAGCCAAAUGACAUCCACUAGUAACACAAUGAGCACUUCCUUUACCGGAACCAAUAGCCAACAACCACUGCCCACUACACAGUCAUUCACCAGUACAGGAACAAAUAGCCAAUUAACAUCCUCCAGUAACACUCCCAGUAACACUCGGAACACUUCAAUUACAGGAACUAGUAGCCUACUACCACUGACCAGUACACAGUCAUCCAUUAGUACUGGGACCAACAGCCAAUCAACAUCCACCAGUAUCACUCUGGCCUCUUCCCUUACUAGUUCUAGUAGUCAAACCUCAUCUAGUCAGCCCACAUCAGCCAGCACAGGGACAUCUUUUAACACUGGUGCCAGCAGCCAAACUCCAUCCACCAAUAACACUAUCAGCUCUUCCAUUACUGGAGCAACAAGCCAGCUACCACUGGUCACUACACGAUCAUCCACCAGUAGCACUCUAAAAACAUUUUUUACAGAAACCAGUAGACUAUUACCACCAGCCAGUACACAAUCAUUCAUUAGUAGUGAGACCAACAGCCAAUCAAUAUCCACAAGUAACAUUCUGACCUCCGCCAUUACUGGUUCUAGUAGUCAACCCCUAUCUAGUCAACAAACAUCAGCUAGCACAGGUACAUCUUUUAACACGGGUACCAGCGGUCAACGAACAUCCACCAAUAAUGCUCUGAACACUUCCACAGGAACCAGAAGUCAACCUCCAUCCAACACAGGGACAUCUUCAAGCACUGGGUUCUUCAGCCAACAAGCAUCCACCAGAAACCCUAUUAGCUCUUUCACUACUUCCAGUAGUCAAUCCCCAUUAUACAGCACAGGAACUAUAUCCACUACUGGAACCACCAGCCAACCAACAUCUUCCAGCAUCACCAAUACUAAAUCAACAUCCACUGGCAACACUCCUAACUCAUUUAUUACUUUUACAGGUAGUCAGACAUCAUCAACCAGUCCUGUGACAUCACCCAACACUGGAACUAGUAGUCAAUUAACAUCAAGUAAUAGUCAGUCAUCAUCAACCAACACAGGGACAACUGUAACUACAGCAACAAAUACCCAAUCAACAUCCACAAGCAAAAUGGUGAACACUUCUAGUACUGCUACCACCAGCCAACUUUCAUCAACCAAAUCUGUAACAUCUUUCAGUACCACCUCCAAUACCAAAUCAGGAUUUUCAAAUGCCACAAGCUUAACCACUACAGUUACUAGUGUCAGUGUUGUGUCAUCAAAUACAAUAACCACUGCUACUAGUGGAACUACUGCUUCAUCAGGUCAGACUGUGACUUCAUUUACAACAUCAUCUUUGAGCACACCAACAGGAACAAAUAAUACAAUGACCUCUACGACUGGAACAGGUAGCACAUCAACAUCAAGCACAAAAGCCAAUGUUCAAACCACAAACAAUACAUUGACCUCGUCAAGCACUGUGACCCAACAGGCACCAACAAGUGGAACCAAAAGUGUGACAAAUGAAACUUCCACUAGUACAACUGUACCGUCUUCAACUACGGGUAAGUUUAUCUAUAAAGAUAGCCCUAUUAAAUUGAAAUAAAACAAACAGAUAUGCUGGAAGUAUUGUUCCAUAACUAAUUUUUGUCUUUUUCAUUUUAGUGAGCUCGGCUAGCACUGGGCUUCCUAACUGGGCCAUAAUUCUCAUAGCUUUGGCGGUCAGCAUUGGUACGGUCAUACUCAUUAGUACAACCUUCCUUGUAAGUGUGUCUACUAAUACUUUUCAACUGAUUUUCAUACUAACAUUUAAUGUUUAUGUAAUUGCUAAACAUUCUAAACUCACUACAAGUUGACCCUUUUUAAAAAAAUCACACACAUUUUCUUUCUUUUAACAUUGAACAACACUUUUUCUCAAUAGUGACCUAAUUUAUUAUUAUUUUUUUUAUAUUUUACAGUGGUAAAUGUCAACCAGAGUAAUGUUUUUUGUGUUUUCUAACAAUGCAGAAAUAAGUCAGGCAAAAUCAACCAUUUUCCACAUGUGGUGUGUUUAUAACCUUAUCCAUAUGCCAUGCCUCCCAACUAUCCCAAUUUUUACCGAACAUUUGCGAUUUUCGUGUCCUGUCAUGCCAUCCCAACUUAGCUUCCCGGUGUUCCACUUUUCUGCCAUCUGUCCCCUAUGAUGCACUUGUGCUAUAUUAAGGUCUUGUGCAGAGAACACUGAAACGGUGCUCCCUGCAAGUCCUGCCCUCAAUGGACUGGCAUUAGAUGAUUAAAAGACUGCUCCAUUUCUAUGAGGGUGCACCCCCUUUGGACAGAGCCAGUGACAUGAUCACAUUACUUGUCCACCCCCUUUAUCUCCCUUCCAAAGGCGUGCCAGAGUUUGGAGAUAUGGUAUUAAACACAUGCCAUGUCCUAUUUUAAGAUUCUAGUAUUUUUGGAGUGUUUUGGGAAAAUAUUAAUGCAAAUAAGUCUCAAGAAGUAUAUAUGGUGUUGUUUUAUAAUGUGCCUGUUUUAUUAAACAUUAAAGUUAAAAAGCGUUAUGGUCUAAGCAUUCAAUGGUUAAUUCUGCAGCAGAUUUUAUUGGAAAAAGUGCAAGGUUUCGAUCUCCAUGAGAUCUUUCUCAAGCUAGCACUAAAGUGUACUAAUACAGAUUGUAUAGGGUUUACAAUUAAACAAUAAAUUGAUUCAUAAUUAUACAAAGGUGUUUUUCAAAUCAUAUAUCAAAAACAGUCAUCAGUUGAAUCAACAGCCGAGUGCACUCACCAAUUUUAACCAACCAGGAGUCCCCAAUUACAAAAGAGGGUGAAACUAAGCUGAUGUUUAUAAUCAAAAUAAUUUUAACCUUGAGUCUUCUUUACUUAUUUAAUUGCUUCAUGAAAUGCUCUCUUGUCUCCUUUUUGUACGAAUGCUGAAAGGGAUUGUCCCGAGACUACAGGAUCCUCUCAGGGACAUUUUCCAUAAACGCGGUUAAGUUCCGAUAUUAAAAAAUAAUGGAAGCCUAUAUUCGCAUUUGCUACCUGUCUCCCAAAAUUGUAAUUAAUACAACCGAUCCUCGUGAAAGUUAUAUUAUUAUAAACAUCAGCUUAGUGUCACUCUCUUUUGUAAUUGGGGACUCCUGGUUGGUUAAAAUUGGUGAGUGCACUUGGCUGUUGAUUUAGUUGAUGACUGUUUUUGAUAUAUGAUUUGAAAAACACCUUUAUAUAAUUAGGAAUCAAUAUAUUGUUUAAUUGUAAACCCUAUACAAUCUAUAUUAUUACACUUUGGAGUUAGCUUGAGAAAGAUCUCAUGGAGAUCGAAACCUUGCACUUUUUCCAAUAAAAUCUGCUGCAGAAUUAACCGUUGAGUGCCUGGACCAUAACUCUUUUUAACUAUUAAGGUGGGGGUAGCCAUCCCCAGGUCUAGUAACAGCAGGAUUCCAGUAAGAGUGUGGUAUUCCUUGUCUUUUAUUACUACAUUUUCUUAUUAAACAUAACUUGGUGCUAUUACAGUAGAACAAACCUAUAUUCCUAAUGUCUAGUUCAUGUAUAGAUGAAAAGGUAUUUCAAUAUACAUCUUUCUGAUGUGUUUCAAAUAUGGGUAAAUAAUUGGCGUAGCAGUAACAACCGAGUAAACUGAAUGACAAUAAGCAUUCAGAGCAUUCAGAGUCAAGGAGCAACAAUGCAUAUUCAGCUCAUAGAAUACAUUUGGACCUCAGGAUUAUGGGAUGCCACGUGUAUUACUAGGGGGUGCUGCCACCUUAGCCUUUCCAGAAUGCCUUUUAAUCUAUACACUUAUCAAGACAAGACAGUGAGACAGACAGACGGAUGGACGGACAGACAGAUAUCUGAUUUGUGUGCUCUUUAUUCUUUAAACUUCACACCUUUAUAUACAAUGUUUUAUGUUUUUUUUUUUUUAUUACUGGUAAGAUUGACAUCUUAAAUAUUUUCUAGAAAACCUUAACUCACUCAACAUUCAUUUUUAUUCUCAGAUUGUCUACUGUGUGAGAAGAUUUGCUGGUAUCACUAGUUAUAACAUCACUGUUUAACCCAAAGAAUAUUCCUUUGCACUGAUCUCUCCUAUCCUGCAAAAGUAUCCACUGAUAUGAAACAACUGUAAAUCUGGACAGCUGAGUCAUCGAACUCGGGAAAGAAGGACAGUCCUUUUCCAACCAGUCAUUGUGUGUGAUUUGGUUCCGGGACAGUAACACCCAAGGAAAGGCGUAUCCCUGUGUCAGUUGUAUUCAGUGGUGAUAUAAGACAACCCUGUACAAAGUAUUUUUCUUUUGGGUUUUACUCAAUAAUAUCAAUGAAAAUGUACUGCGUCACUUUAAAUAAAGUGUAAUAUGUAGUUCCAUAAUAAAGUCCCCUGCAUUCAGUCUGAGUAAUGCAGUAUAACAUUACACCUAUGGAUGCAUCAUAUAUAAAGUAUCCUGGCUAUAUGUCACUACAUGUCUCACAGUAAAGGCUCUGUGACAAACUGUGGGCAGUAUCUAUAUUAUAGCAUUUGUUAGAAAAACAGGAUGUUUAUAGUAAGAUUGUGACAUCCCCAGGAACUCUCAAUAUAUCUAAAUAAGGUACACAUACAUUUAUCAGUGUGAAGGUAUUGCCUUAUGAUCAUUAUAAAGUAUACAAAGUGUAUGUUGUACAAAUAGAGAUAGGGACUAAUAUAUAUAUAUAUAUAUAUAUAUAUAUAUAUAUACACAUUUUUAUAUUUUGUGUCUGGUCUAAACUGGUUUUGCCGGCAGAACCUUGGCCAAUCAGAAUUGUUCCGAUCACAUGUUGUGUAAUUAUGAGAUUUUUCAAUAAAUUAAAAUAUAUUUAUUAUGUAAUUAAUUUGAAUCACUCCUUUAUUGUGAUAUGAGUGAAGGCAUACUAUGUUUAUUGUAUUUUUUUUACUAUUAUUUAAAUAAACACAAUGUUCUAAAACUGUUAUACGAGUGAACCUUAUAUAAGGGCAUUGGUUUUCAUGACACAAACACACAAACAUUAGUUGUAAAGGUGGAAACAUUUAGACAUUAGUUACUUUCUGAACCUUUAAUAUAUAUAUAUGUUACAGUAACAGCAGGAAAGCUGAGAGAUGUAUGUGUGUGGAAUGAAAACUGGAUCCAAUGGCCUUGAUGUAUCCCAUUGUAUUCUAUAACCACACAUUAUUGUGGCAAACCUAGCCACUUGUGGGAUGCUGAACUGUCUGUAUCAAAAGGUUGUCUGUAAUAACCGCUGUAUUGUAUGUGUAACAUUGAUCUGUACUGUUAUGUGGAUAGAAUUCGUAUGCUAGCAGCCAAAUGCCGCUAGCAUUCAUGUAUUUCGUUUCACGAACACACGACUUUACUGGCUGUUCGUGAAACGAAUGAGCUACCCCCCAAUAGCCCACACAUAGAGAGACGUGUGGCACUCGUUAAGGUAGGUAGUUAAGGAGUGAAAAAAACAGGUUUAUAGAGAGCGCAAAAAAUAUAUAUCAGUAAAAUAGUGGAUUUUCUAAGCAGGUGCUUCAAAUUAUGAUUAUCCACAAGAAAAAGUUAAUAUACAAAGCUGCCAGAUACACUAAAAACCUUCCCAAGUUUUAAAACAUCAUGUGUGACAUAAAUUGAAAUAAAAACAGUAUCAGCGCUUAGUUAAUAUACCCCUAUUUUUUGUAUAUGGGUCAACAACAAAAAUAUAUUGAAUAAAUUAAAUAAAGAGUCCCAGUUUCAAUCUUCAUGGGGUGUUUCCAAAUGUCCGCAGGGAUUUGAUAGUUGUAACAGUAAUUGAUGUAAAAAGACUUUGUCUUUAUAUGUAUCCAACCUUAAAUCAAAAAGAUACUAACAUAGCGUGAUACAGUUACAAUACUUUAUUUCCCAUAUGGUAAUCCCCCCAUAAGAGGAACUCUUACAAUUAAAAGUGGUGAAACUUAUUUCUAAGGUUCACAAUAAAAACGUAGAAAUGCAGAAUAUUGGUCGGUGAAUAUAAAGUUACCGCUCCGUGGGUGUUAAUUCCAGACCGGUCCUGUGCACUCGGAUCGAUCCUCACUGAGAAGCCAACUAGCCAAUCUGCAGUCUCUCCAAAUUCCAAAAUCCCGCCAGAAACACGAUCUACGCGUUUCACUCAUUCAAACGAGCUUUCUCAAGAUACAGUGUUCUGGGGGAUUGUGAUUACAUAUAUAUCUCUAGCAAUUAAAUAGUUAAAAAACAAGAAAUUCAUCUGGUACAUUAAUAUCUUCCAUUUAACUAUGUGUUCUCUGAUUCUUACUAUAUUUUCAGACUCAUAGCAG
Pelobates cultripes (western spadefoot toad) is the source of this 14195-nucleotide messenger RNA. Lineage: Eukaryota; Metazoa; Chordata; Amphibia; Anura; Pelobatidae. The record is from the annotation of a GenBank genome assembly.